AUGCCAAAACAAAUGCGUCGCAUGUUCGCCUACAUUUUGGUGUUUUGCCAAGUUGAAGAUGCACAUCGAUUGUGGAAUGAAUUCAAACGUUUUAUGAUCGAAGACUUCACACGCCAAGGAAUAGAAGAACGUGACGCCGAAGUCAGAGCAUUUCAAAAGAUUCAAUGCAUUCUGAUUGUAAACGGUCGAAGACUGUCACAUUUUGGUCUAGAAGAUCCUCCAGAAUACAGACCAAAUGUAAUCCAGGACGAGAUCGACGAGGCCCGAGAAAGACAAAGAGAAGCAAUGAUUGAACAGUUGAACGCUGAUCAACGUGACGUCUUUGAUAUUGUCAUGAGAGCUGUUGAAAAUGACGACAAAAAUCGUCGCUACUUUUUUGUGAGCGGUGCGGCUGGCACCGGAAAAACAUUCCUCUACAACACACUGAUCAGAGUUUUGAAUGGUCGAAGAGAGAAUGUAAUCGCUGUUGCUUGGACGGGCAUUGCAGCGUCUCUUUUGAAAAAUGGACGAACAGUGCAUAGUCGAUUUCGAUUGCCAGUUCCGAUAACAGAAAAUUCGACGUCACUUUUGAAAGCUCAAUCAGACGAAGCGACAGUCAUUCGCGAUGCAAAACUUAUCAUUUGGGACGAAGUAACAAUGACAACACGAACAGCUUUUGAAUUAGUCGAUCGUACAUUGAAAGACUUAUGUCGCAACGAUCGUCUUUUUGGAGGCAAAUGUGUCAUUCUUGAAGGUGAUUUCAAACAGUGCCUUCCUGUAGUCCAAAAUGGAGAUCGCACUGCGAUCGUCGCAAACUGCAUAAAAUCAAGCAUUCUUUGA
This is a messenger RNA of Tribolium madens (black flour beetle), 819 nucleotides long. RefSeq names its product ATP-dependent DNA helicase pif1-like. The record is from RefSeq and is a predicted model, not a curated record. The coding region runs from base 1 to 819 and encodes 272 amino acids. Lineage: Eukaryota; Metazoa; Arthropoda; Insecta; Coleoptera; Tenebrionidae. The transcript has a single exon. Gene Ontology annotation, biological process: DNA repair; telomere maintenance. Gene Ontology annotation, molecular function: DNA helicase activity.